CAGUGAGGGGAGAGACAAGGCGCGAGCGCUGACCGACUGAGACCGGAGGCUGAGAGUCGCGCGCGCGCUGGACCCGGGACUCGGCCUUCUCCUCACACACACACACACACACACACACACGGAGCUGUCUCUGUGUCUGUCUCACCGCCUGCGCCCUCUGUGGCCUACUCUUUAAUCCCCAAUGCCGGAGAUGGCUCAGCGGAGCGGGCAGGAGGACCCGGAGCGCUACCUCUUUGUGGACCGGGCCGUGGUCUAUAACCCGGCUACGCAGGCCGACUGGACGGCCAAGAAGCUAGUAUGGGUUCCGUCGGAGCGGCACGGGUUCGAGGCGGCCAGCAUUCGGGAGGAGCGAGGCGAGGAGGUGAUGGUGGAGCUCGCCGAGAACGGGAAGAAAGCCCUGGUGAACAAAGACGACAUCCAGAAGAUGAACCCGCCCAAGUUCAGUAAGGUGGAGGACAUGGCCGAGCUCACCUGCCUCAAUGAGGCGUCCGUGCUGCACAACCUGAAGGACCGCUACUACUCCGGACUCAUUUACACGUAUUCCGGACUUUUCUGCGUGGUGAUAAACCCGUACAAGAACCUGCCUAUUUACUCAGAAAACAUCAUUGAGAUGUACCGCGGCAAGAAGAGGCACGAGAUGCCACCUCACAUCUACGCCAUCUCCGAAUCGGCCUACAGGUGCAUGCUGCAAGAUCGUGAGGACCAGUCCAUCCUAUGCACUGGUGAAUCUGGAGCAGGAAAAACUGAAAACACUAAAAAGGUCAUUCAGUACCUGGCACACGUCGCCUCCUCACACAAAGGAAGGAAGGACCACAACAUUCCUCCAGAGUCUCCUAAAGCUGUCAAACUCCAGGGUGAGUUGGAGAGACAGCUGCUGCAGGCUAAUCCCAUCCUGGAGUCUUUUGGUAACGCCAAGACGGUGAAGAACGACAACUCGUCACGAUUCGGGAAGUUUAUCCGGAUCAACUUUGACGUGACGGGGUACAUCGUAGGGGCCAACAUCGAGACCUAUCUCCUGGAGAAAUCCAGAGCUAUUCGUCAGGCCAAAGACGAGAGAACGUUCCACGUCUUCUACCAGCUGCUGGCUGGAGCAGGAGAACAUCUGAGAUCUGAUCUCCUGCUGGAGGGCUUCAAUAACUAUCGCUUCCUCUCCAACGGGAACAUUCCCAUUCCUGGACAGCAGGACAAGGACAACUUUCAGGAGACCAUGGAGGCCAUGCACAUCAUGAGCUUCUCCCACGACGAGAUCCUGUCCAUGCUGAAGGUGGUGUCAGCUGUGAUGCAGUUCGGCAACAUUGUGUUCAAGAAAGAGAGAAACACAGACCAGGCCUCCAUGCCUGAGAACACAGCUGCUCAGAAGUUGUGUCACCUGUUGGGGAUGAGUGUGAUGGAGUUCACACGCGCCAUCCUGACACCGAGGAUCAAAGUGGGGCGGGACUACGUUCAGAAAGCACAAACUAAAGAACAGGCCGACUUUGCAGUGGAAGCUCUGGCCAAAGCCACGUACGAGCGUCUCUUCCGCUGGCUCGUCCACCGCAUAAACAAAGCCCUGGACCGGACCAAACGCCAGGGGGCGUCGUUCAUCGGCAUCCUGGACAUCGCCGGGUUCGAGAUCUUCCAAUUAAACUCGUUUGAGCAGCUGUGUAUUAACUACACUAACGAGAAGCUGCAGCAGCUCUUCAACCACACCAUGUUCAUCCUGGAGCAGGAGGAGUAUCAGCGCGAGGGCAUCGAGUGGAGCUUCAUCGACUUCGGGCUCGACCUGCAGCCCUGCAUCGACCUCAUCGAGAGGCCCGCGAACCCCCCGGGUGUCCUGGCGCUGCUGGACGAGGAGUGCUGGUUCCCUAAAGCCACAGAUAAGACGUUUGUGGACAAGCUGGUGCAGGAGCAGGGCUCUCACGCCAAGUUCCAGAAACCACGGCAGCUCAAGGACAAAGCCGACUUCUGCAUCAUCCACUACGCCGGGAGGGUUGAUUACAAAGCAGACGAGUGGUUGAUGAAGAACAUGGACCCUCUGAACGAUAACGUGGCGACACUGCUGCACCAGUCCACUGAUAAGUUUGUGGCUGAGCUUUGGAAGGACGUGGACCGUAUCGUUGGACUGGAUCAGGUGGCCGGGAUGAAUGAAACAGCGUUUGGAGCGACGUAUAAAACCAAGAAGGGAAUGUUCCGGACCGUCGGGCAGCUUUACAAAGAGUCUCUGACCAAACUGAUGGCCACGCUGAGGAACACCAACCCCAACUUCGUCCGCUGCAUCAUCCCCAACCACGAGAAGAGGGCGGGGAAACUGGAGCCUCACCUGGUCCUGGAUCAGCUCAGGUGUAACGGUGUUCUGGAGGGAAUCAGGAUCUGCAGACAGGGCUUCCCCAACCGCAUCAUCUUCCAGGAGUUCAGACAGAGAUACGAGAUCCUCACCCCUAAUGCCAUCCCAAAGGGCUUCAUGGAUGGUAAACAGGCGUGUGAGCGGAUGAUCCAGGCUCUAGAGUUGGAUCCAAACCUAUACCGGAUCGGUCAGAGUAAGAUAUUUUUCCGGACUGGGGUUCUGGCUCACCUGGAGGAGGAGCGCGAUCUGAAAAUCACCGACAUCAUCAUUUACUUCCAGGCCGUGUGUCGGGGAUACCUGGCUCGCAAAGCCUUUGCAAAGAAGCAGCAGCAGCUUAGUGCCCUGAAGGUUCUCCAGAGGAACUGUGCUGCUUACCUGAAACUGCGCCACUGGCAAUGGUGGAGACUCUUCACCAAGGUGAAGCCUCUGCUCCAGGUGACGCGUCAGGAAGAGGAGAUGCAGGCGAAGGAUGAGGAGCUGGUGAAGGUGAAGGAGAGACAGGUCAAGGUGGAGAACGAGUUAGUGGAGAUGGAGAGGAAGCACCAACAGCUGAUGGAGGAGAAGAACAUCCUGGCGGAGCAGCUGCAGGCGGAGACCGAGCUGUUUGCCGAGGCGGAGGAGAUGAGAGCUCGAUUGGUGGCGAAGAAGCAGGAGCUGGAGGAGAUCCUACACGACCUGGAGUCUCGCGUGGAGGAGGAGGAGGAGCGCAACCAGACACUGCAGAACGAGAAGAAGAAGAUGCAGUCACACAUACAGGAUCUAGAGGAGCAGCUGGAUGAAGAAGAAGCUGCUCGACAGAAGCUGCAGCUGGAGAAAGUUACGGCUGAGGCCAAAAUAAAAAAAAUGGAGGAGGAUCUGCUGCUGCUAGAGGACCAGAACUCCAAAUUCCUAAAGGAGAAGAAGCUGUUAGAGGAGCGGGUGAGUGAGAUGACGUCUUUAUUAACUGAGGAAGAGGAGAAGGCGAAGAACCUCGGCAAGGUGAAGAACAAGCAGGAGAUGAUGAUGGUCGACCUGGAAGAGCGUCUGAAGAAGGAGGAGAAGACCCGUCAGGAGCUGGAGAAGGCCAAGAGGAAGCUGGACGGAGAAACCACAGACCUGCAGGAGCAAAUUGCUGAACUUCAGGCUCAGAUCGAUGAGCUCAAAGUCCAGCUGGCCAAAAAAGAGGAGGAGCUACAGACUGUGCUGGCCAGAGGAGAUGAGGAAGUGGCCCAGAAGAACAAUGCUCUGAAGCAGGUGAGGGAGCUCCAGGCUCAGCUGGCCGAGCUUCAGGAGGAUCUGGAGUCGGAGAAAGCGGCUCGGAAUAAAGCGGAGAAGCUGAAGCGGGACCUGAGCGAGGAGCUGGAGGCGCUGAAGACCGAGCUGGAGGACACGCUGGACACCACGGCCGCUCAGCAGGAGCUCAGGACUAAGAGAGAGCAGGAAGUGGCUGAGCUGAAGAAGGCGAUUGAUGAAGAAGCUCGAAAUCACGAGUCUCAGAUUCAGGAGAUGAGACAGAGACACGGGACGGCUCUGGAGGAACUGUCUGAGCAACUGGAGCAGGCCAAGAGGUUUAAGCUGAACCUGGAGAAGAGUAAGCAGACUCUAGAGGGUGAUAAUAAGGAGCUGAGCAGUGAGGUGAAGGUGCUGCAGCAGGCCAAGGUGGAGUCUGAGCACAAACGCAAAAAACUGGAGGCGCAGCUGCAGGAGGUUCUCACUCGCGUCACUGAGGGGGAGAGGAGCAAAGGGGAGCUGACUGAGCGCGCUCACAAACUACAGACGGAGUUGGAGACGGUGUCUGCUCUGUUGGAAGAUGCUGAGAAAAAGGGGAUUAAACUGGCUAAAGAUGCAUCGAGUCUCGAGAGUCAGCUACAGGACACACAGGAGCUGCUCCAGGAGGAGACCCGUCAGAAGCUGAAUCUGAGCAGCAGGAUCAGGCAGCUGGAGGAGGAGAAGAACAACCUGCAGGAGCAGCAGGAGGAGGAGGAGGAGGCGCGCAAGAACCUGGAGAAACAGCUGGCCACCCUGCAGGGACAGUUAUUUGAGACAAAGAAGAAGCUGGAGGAUGACGUGGGCGUGGUCGAGGGUCUGGAGGAGGUGAAGCGGAAGCUGCAGAAGGACGUGGAGUCGUGUAACGCGCGGCUGGAGGAGAAGAUCCUGGCCUUUGAUAAACUGGAGAAGACGAAGACGCGGCUGCAGCAGGAGCUGGACGACCUGACGGUGGACCUGGACCACCAGAGACAGAUCGUCUCCAACCUGGAGAAGAAGCAGAAAAAGUUUGACCAGAUGCUGGCGGAGGAAAAGAGCAUUUCUGCUCGUUACGCGGAGGAGCGAGACCGGGCGGAGGCCGAGGCGAGGGAGAAGGAGACGAAGGCGCUGUCGUUGGCUCGGGCGCUGGAUGAAGCUCUUGAGGCGAAAGAGGAAUUUGAGAGACUGAACAAGCAGCUGCGGGCGGAGAUGGAGGAUCUGAUGAGCUCGAAGGACGACGUGGGCAAAAACGUGCAUGAGCUGGAGAAGUCUAAGCGCACCCUGGAGCAGCAGGUGGAGGAGAUGCGCACUCAGCUGGAGGAGCUGGAGGACGAGCUGCAGGCCACUGAAGACUCCAAACUGCGCUUAGAAGUGAACAUGCAGGCCAUGAAGGCGCAGUUUGAGCGCGACCUGCAGGCCAGAGACGAGCAGAACGACGAGAAGAAGAGACUCCUGGUCAAACAGGUGCGUGAGAUGGAGGCGGAGCUUGAGGACGAGAGGAAGCAGAGAGCUCAGGCCGUGGCUGCGAAGAAGAAGCUGGAGAUGGACCUGAAGGACGUGGAGUCUCAGAUCGAGGCGGCUAAUAAAGCUCGGGACGAGGCCAUCAAGCAGCUCCGCAAACUUCAGGCUCAGAUGAAGGACUAUCAGAGGGAGCUGGAGGAAGCCCGAACAUCACGAGAUGAGAUCUUCGCCCAGUCCAAAGAGAACGAGAAGAAACUCAAGACCCUCGAGGCUGAGAUCCUGCAGCUGCAAGAGGACCUAGCUGCAUCAGAGAGAGCGCGGCGUCACGCAGAGCAGGAGAGAGACGAACUGGCUGAUGAAAUCUCUAACAGCGCCUCCGGAAAGUCCGCACUGAUGGAUGAGAAGCGGAGAUUGGAGGCUCGUAUCUCUCAACUGGAGGAAGAACUGGAGGAGGAGCAGAGCAACAUGGAGCUGCUUAAUGAUCGCUUCCGCAAAACAUCCAUGCAGGUGGACACUCUGAGCACAGAGCUAGCAGGCGAGCGCAGCACGGCUCAGAAGAGCGAGACGGCUCGACAGCAGCUGGAGAGACAGAAUAAGGACCUGAAGGCCAAACUGCAGGAGCUCGAAGGCUCGGUCAAAUCCAAGUUCAAGUCCACUAUCGCCGCCCUGGAGGCCAAAAUCCUGCAGCUGGAGGAACAGCUGGAGCAGGAGUCUAAGGAGCGUGCAGCAGCCAAUAAGAUUGUGAGACGCACAGAGAAGAAACUGAAGGAAGUGUUCAUGCAGGUGGAAGAUGAGCGUCGCCAUGCCGACCAGUACAAGGAGCAGAUGGAGAAGGCCAACUCUCGUAUGAAGCAGCUGAAGCGUCAGUUGGAGGAGGCGGAGGAAGAAGCGACGCGCGCUAACGCCUCCCGCAGGAAGUUACAGAGAGAGCUGGAGGACGCCACGGAGGCUAGCGAGGGUCUCAGCCGCGAGGUCAACACACUCAAGAACCGCCUCAGGCGUGGGGGUCCGGUGAGUUUCCCCUCAGGUCGUUCGGGUCGCAGGCAGCUCCAGAUGGAGGGGGAUCUCUCAGACGACGACGCGGACAACAAAGUGAGCGAGGCGAAUGAGACACAGCCGCCACAGAGCGAGUAGAGGAGGGGACAACACACACACACACACACACACACACACACACACACACACACACCCUGCCCCUUGUCCCGCUUUCUACUUUAUUCCUCCAUCCUGCAGUAACAUUACAUCUUCCAAACACACACACACACACACACACACACAGCAUGACUGAUGGCUCGUCAGUGUAUGAAGGAUGUGAUAUGAAGGAGUCGCUCGAUUAACUGGAACACUAAGAGUGAACACAAUGUUUAAGUCCAGGAAUCUAAUAUUCAUCUACAAUAAAUUAUCAUGCACACACACACACACACACACACUACUGUGUCAUAUCAGGACUCAUGAGUUUGUCCUCGUCAGAGAAACACUACAUCAUAAACACUUUUACACUCGUCUGGUCCGAGUCGAGUCUCACUGCAGUGAAGGAACAUGAAGAGAAACACCUUCAGGAUCUUCACACUGUAAUCAAGUGUGUGUGUGUGUGUGUGUGUGUGUGUGUGUGAGAUGCAUGGGCUGCUUGUUUCUUUUUCACCAAAACACAACACUAGGAGAAUUAUUAAUACUACAACACACACACACGUACAUACAGAUCAGCGGACUGGAAACACAAACUAAACUGUGACGAGGCGUUAGCUUUAGCGUUAGCGUAUCUCCAUUCCAUGCUUUGGAUAGAAAAUGAAGUAAUAAUGGUGAGUACUGGAACAUUCUGUUUGGGAGAAUUAGUUUAAAAAUAAAAUAAAAUAA
Molecule: messenger RNA, 6862 nt
Organism: Clarias gariepinus (North African catfish)
Lineage: Eukaryota; Metazoa; Chordata; Actinopteri; Siluriformes; Clariidae
Gene: myh10
Product: myosin, heavy chain 10, non-muscle
Exons: 42
Coding region: 182-6142 (1986 amino acids)
Cellular component (GO): myosin complex
Molecular function (GO): actin filament binding; ATP binding; cytoskeletal motor activity
Source: RefSeq, a predicted model, not a curated record